AGUGGAUGGCGAAGAGGUCAGGCUCGACUCUUGAACUGAAAAAAUGAAAACUGAAAAAAGCACAGUGCUGGACUCGGAGCUAAUUCAAACCCGGCCCGAUCACACGGAGUGUUGGUAAAGCAAAGAUCCCACAAAGAAGUGGAAAUUGCAAUUCAUACCCAAAAACCCUAGAAACUGUUCAAACAAAAACCCUAUUUCACCUUUUUUUAUCCAUUUUCGUCUGUCAACCGACCACCGUCCGGACACCGAGACAACCCCAACCAGAAAACUCCUCUCUUCUGUACUCUCACUCUGUCUCUGGGUGUUUGGGCACUCUUUGUUGCGAUGGAGGUGGGUGAGUUCAGCUUGAACUCCGAUGUGGUUGCUUUGGAGAGGCUGAUGCUGUGCUCUAUUCUGGAGGCCCUGGUUGCGGAGACGCUCUUCGCUGCUCAGAAGUCUCUUGCUUGGCUUCUCGUGACGACUGGAUCUUUGCUGAAGGAUAUUAAUGUAUUUCCAACGUUGAUGGGGACUGAUGGAAGGUUUCCCAUAGAUGAGCUCCACAGAAGGAAACAUACUGGUCCCGAAAACAAAGAUGCUAGUGAUACAGAUGAUGGUGACGAAGAUGAAGAUGAUGGCGAUGAUGAAGACCGGGAUGAUGAUGCAGGCGAUGAAGAUUUCUCUGGUGAGGAAGGUGGGGAUGAUGAAGAUGACGGAGAUCCUGAGGAGGAUCCAGAGGCCAAUGGUAAUGGUGGCAGUGAUGACGAGGACGGUGAUGAUGAUGAUGGCGACGAGGAGGAUGAGGAUGAGGAGGACGAGGAGGAGGAAGAUGAGGACGAUGAGGACCAACCACCUGCUAAGAAGAGGAAGUGAAAGUAGUUCUAUCUUUUGUCAAUCUCUCUGUGUCUCUUCUUGGUUGGGAGUAUGUAGUAGGCAGUAGAAGGCCGAGGUUGUCCGGCUUCAUAGAGUAGGAAAGUGGACAUCUUUGUUUACAGUAACACCCCCCUCCACCCCGUCUGAAACUGCCGUGUUUAUGAUGUUCAAGAUUUCGAUAGAUGUUUCAUUUGGUGGAAUUAAAUGCCUAUUCUGGAUUAUUUA
Molecule: messenger RNA, 1074 nt
Organism: Diospyros lotus (date-plum)
Lineage: Eukaryota; Viridiplantae; Streptophyta; Magnoliopsida; Ericales; Ebenaceae
Exons: 4
Coding region: 325-849 (174 amino acids)
Source: RefSeq, a predicted model, not a curated record